Molecule: messenger RNA, 3765 nt
Organism: Periophthalmus magnuspinnatus
Lineage: Eukaryota; Metazoa; Chordata; Actinopteri; Gobiiformes; Gobiidae
Product: gastrula zinc finger protein XlCGF52.1-like
Exons: 3
Coding region: 109-1428 (439 amino acids)
Biological process (GO): regulation of transcription by RNA polymerase II
Cellular component (GO): nucleus
Molecular function (GO): sequence-specific DNA binding; DNA-binding transcription factor activity, RNA polymerase II-specific
Source: RefSeq, a predicted model, not a curated record
AGGAGAAGGAGCGCGUGUAAACAUGGCGGCAGUGGCAUCGGCUCCAGUAAACCUGCGCCACUGUUCGGCCCAAAGCGCAGUCUGAAAGCGGACACAGCGCACUGAAACAUGGCCCAAGUGAAGCUGGAAGAGACGGCAGAGCUGUGGGAGCCUAAGGAGCCAAAGAAGCCAAAGGACAACGACAACACUGCGGGCAGUGAGUUAAACGAAGACCCAGACUGCACAGGUGGCCAAUGUCUGCUCCACAUUAAAGAAGAACCAGAGGAGGUGAGGAUCAAAUCAGAGUUUCUCCAAAAGUUCCCAAACAUCUGUGUCAUUGUGAACUGUAAAGAGGAGGAAGAAAAGCCCACUGUCCUUCAAACCCUGACAGAUGAGAGCAGAGUGGUUGAGGAGCAAACAGAACCAGGUACAGACAGCUCUUCUGACACCGAUGACUCUGAAGACUGGCCAACUGAAAGAGCCACUCUACAAACAAGCACCGAGCUGACGAAGCAGCUGCAGCAGCCAGCUCAUGAUGGCAGUGUUAGUAGAGAUGGGAGUGUUGCAAGGGACCCACCCAAAGCACACAAAUGCUGUCACUGUGGAAAGGCAUUUCAGUACAGGGCAUAUCUAAACAGACAUAUGAGAGGACAUACAGGGGAGAAACCAUUCAGCUGUACAGUUUGUGGAAAGAGUUUUACAGAAAAGAGUUCUUUAAAGGUACACAAAAGAAUCCACACAGGAGUAAGACUGUUUGCCUGUUCUUUUUGCUCAAAAAGUUAUACACUUGAAGGUAAUCUAAAGAUACACAUGCGGGUACAUACAGGUGAAAGACCAUUCAGCUGUUCUGUUUGUGAAAAGACAUUUGCUGAGAAAGGGAAUCUGAAGAGGCACAUGGCUACUCACUCAGAUGAGAAACCUUUCAGGUGUCCAGUUUGUGAAAAGAACUUCAAAACAAAGAGCGAUUUGAAACACCACAUGAGGAUUCACAUUAGAGAGACUGGACAGGCACCAUUCAGCUGUUCAGUUUGUGCAAAGACCUUUACUGUUGAGUAUUCUCUCAAACAACACAUGACUAUUCACUCAGAACAGAAACCUUUCAGAUGUUCCAUUUGUGAAAAGAAAUUUAGAAGAAAGUGUGAUGUGAAACACCACAUGAAGAUUCACACAGGGCAGAGACCAUACAGGUGUUCAGUUUGUAGCAAGGACUUUAUAAGAAGGGGUGGUUUAAAGCGACACUUGAUGUGUCACACGGGAGAGAGACCUUUCACCUGUCCAGAUUGUACCAAGAGCUUUAUAGAAAAAGGGGAUCUAAGGAAACACAUGAGCAUCCACAGUGGAGGGAGACCAUUCAGCUGUUCACUUUGUGAUCAGUGUUUUCAUGAUGGGGAUUCUCUAAGGAAGCAUGAACAUGAGAGUCACACUGGAGGAAAACAGACUGCCUUCUGAAGACACCAUAUUUCUAAUCAACAGUUUUCACUGCCAUUGAUACACACAUUGGCCUUGUUCAUAUACACCAUGCAUCAUUCAUGCCAAACACGCACCAUGAGACAUGAGAGUCCAUCAGGUGAUUGUCAAACUUAUUUCUAUAAAAACGCACUUCAAGGGACAGAACCUCAAACCUGAUCAAAGGCAGGUCUGUGUAAUCCUGCAGUCAUCCAGGUAUGAUCCAUACUAAAAGAAAAAUUCAAAUCUGUCAACUGGGAAAAAAGUUGUAGGAGUGAAGACUUUUCACUGCUCAUCCAAGCCACUACUUCAGUUCUGGUCAGAUUACUGGCCCCUAAUGGGUGCUCUCACACCUAGCCAGUAUUUUAAUAGGUGUGAGACCACCCAUUAUGAAUCAUUAUGCUAAGUGUUCACACUUAUAGCUAGCUUAUAGCAGUAUAGCUCACUAGUCAUAGCCUUCAAACAGAAACUGUCAACAAUAUGUGUGUUAGUUUCAGUGUAGUUGAAUCCUUCCUUCAGCCGCUUGUAUCCACGACAAGGUCACGGAUACAAGCGGCUGAAAUGGGUUUCCUCCAUAGGGUGGCCGGGCGCACCCUUAGGGAUAGGAUGAGGAGCUCAGUCACACGGGAGGAGCUUGGAGUAGAGCCGCUGCUCCUACACGUCGUGAGGAGCCAGCUGAGGUGGCUCGGGCAUCUGCUCAGGAUGCCUCCUGGACGCCUCCCUAGGGAGGUGUUCUGGGCAUGUCUCACAGGGAGGAGGCCCUGGGGAAGACCCAGGACAUGCUGGAGGGUCUAUGUCUCUUAGCUGGCCUGGGAACGCCUUGGGGUCCCACCGGAGGAGCUGGAGGACGUGUCCGGGGUGAGGGAAGUCUGGGACUGUUGCCUCCGCGAACCGGCCCCGGAUAAGCGGAAGAAGAUGGAUGGAUGAAUCCUCCCUUCAGAUAGAUAUAAGGCAGCAUCCACCAGUAAUCUGACCAGAACUGAAAAAGGCUUGGAUGAGCAGCAACACAUCUUCACUCCUACAACAUUUUGUCCAGUUGGCAGAUUAGAAUUUUUACUAUAUUGUAAAAAGGCAGAUUUAACUAAUGAUUCACAAGUUUAAGCUGUCUAUAUAAACGCAUUGUUUCUUAGCAAAUUUUUGCAUUCAAAAAAUUUGUUUUUGCAUGAACUUUUAUGCAGGUGUAGUCUGGGUUCAGUUUGGGUCAGAUACAUAGAGAUGCAUAAUAGUUUUGAGGGCUUUUGCCAUGUCCCCUUUUUAGUUGACUAAGCGAUCAGCAGGACAUGUCAUUAAUCAACCAAGAAGUCUUUAAAUGACUACAGCCCUUCUAACCGAAAGAGCUAACCACUGCACGCUCUGUAUGUCUUCCUAAUCUUGACAUAUUUUACAAUAAUGUAAUAAUUAAAGAAGACCUAUUUCUUUACUUGUGUCUGCUAUAUAGUUAUAAUCUAUGACACCUGUGGAUCAUUAUGUUAUAAUUUGCACAUUUUAAAUCCGUCGUAACGGCAGGUACAGGAGCGGACCAAGGAAUGCAGACUCGGGGCAAUUUUACAGUGUUUAUUAACGGUCUGUGAAAUAAUAGGAGUCAAUAGUUCAUUAAACACAUGGGAGGCGAACCAGGCGUGCGGGGUGUUGAGCGGAAACGGGGAACACCAAGACCAGACGAAGACAGGAUCGGACUCAGGAACGGAGCAAACCAAGCGGGGGUAGUCCGGAGCAGACACGGAGACAGCCAGGGCCGGAGCAGGACAGGACCGGAGACGAGACCAGGGGGAACUGGGCAGGAGUAAUCCAGAGAGCGAGGACCAGGGCAGGAGACGAGAAGCAGGCCGGAGACCAAGACAGGACAGGAGGCGAAGACGAGGGGUGGACUGUACCGGAGCUGGAGCGCAGGGUCAGGAGCAGGAGCGAGUGAGGGAGGGAGCAGGAAUCUGGGAAACAACAAAAUCCAGUAAGACACGAGUAGGCAGGUAACAGGACACAAACUUGAGCUGGAACAUUCACAUUUACACGCGGACGGUCUGGCUCUGAGUGUCAUCUGCCGAGCCCUCAUAUACUUGACAGCAGGUGGUGAUGAUUGUGCUAAUGCUCUCCAGGUACGCACGGGAGGAGUAGGAACUCCACCCAGCUCCGGAUUCAGACAGGUAGGGGAGGGGGAAAGCACACAGGGAGACAGACAAUGCAGGCAUCAUGACAAAAUCGCAAUAUUCAUCACCUGAAACUGCCCUGACAGUGGAUCUGCUCUAUUAUUAUUAUAUAAUUUAUGUGCAUCUUCCAUGUCUAGUCUGUAUAAAUGUUGAAAAUGUGAUGUACAGGCUUUAAUAUAAUAAAAACAAAUAUUCU